GCGCGCCUGCCAGGGAGCUGUCUGCAGACGUUCGGUACUGAAAGCGUUUGGCGCGGGCAGGAUGGAGGAAGAGCUGAAAUGCCCGGUGUGCGGUUCCUUGUUCAAGGAGCCGCUCUUGCUGCCCUGCUCCCACAAUGUUUGCCUGGUGUGUGCGCGCAGCAUCAGCGUGCACACGCCGGACGGGGAGCCCGCCGGAGCCGUGCAGCAGAGCCGCGCGUCGGCGGCCAGCUCGGACUACGACUACCUGGACGUGGACAAGAUGAGCCUGUACAGCGAGACGGACAGCGGCUACGGCUCGUACACGCCGUGCCAGCUCAAGUCGCCCAACGGCGUGCGGGUGUUCCCCCCCCCGCAACACCCCCACCACCAGCAGCGGCUGUGCUCGCUCACCUGCCCGCUGUGCCACCGCAGCGUCUCCCUGGACGAGCGAGGGCUGCGCGGUUUACCUCGCAACCGGCUCUUGGAGGCCAUCGUGGCGCGGUACCGGCAGACCCGCGCCGCCACGGCCUCCGCCGCCUCGGGGGCGGCCAAGUGUCAGCUGUGUGACCGCAACCCGGUGGACGCGGCGGUCAUGUGCGAGCAAUGCGACGUGUUUUACUGCAACGCCUGUCAGCAGCGGUGCCACCCGUCCCGCGGCCCGCUCGCUAAGCACCGCUUGGUCCCGCCGCCCCAGCCGCGACCGGGCCAGGCGGCCUCCGGGGCGGGCGCGGGACAGCCGCCGGCCACCGCGCGGAAACCGGCGACGUGCGUCGAGCACGAAGCGGAGAACUUCGUCAUGUACUGCUGCAACUGCAGGGCGCCCGUGUGCGCCAAGUGCGCCGAGGAGGGACGGCACGCCAAACACGACGUCAAGCCCAUCGCCCUCAUGUGGAAGCAGCACAAGUGUCAACUCUCUCAGGCCCUCAACGGCGUCUCAGACAAAGCCAAAGAUGCAAAAGAGUUCCUGGUCCAACUCAAGAACAUGCUGCAGCAGAUCCAGGAGAACGGCGUGGAGUUCGAGGCUUGCCUGGUGGCUCAGUGCGACUCGCUGAUCGAGGCGCUGACCCGACAGAAAGCCAAACUUUUGACAAAAGUCACCAAGGAGAAGGAAUACAAGCUGAAGGUGGCGCGCGACCAGAUCACCCACUGCACCAUGAAGCUGCGGCAGACCACCGGCAUGAUGGAGUAUUGCCUGGAGGUGCUGAAAGAGAACGACCCCAGUGGCUUCCUCCAGAUCUCAGACGCGCUGAUCAAGCGCGUGGCAUCGUCUCAGGACCAGUGGGUCAAAGGCAACCUGGAGGCCAAGGUGGGCCCGGACUUUCAGCUCACGCUCAACACCGACGCGCUUCUGCAGAGCAUCCUGCAGUUAGAUUUCUGCCAGGGCAAAGACGUGCAGGAUGGCGCCUUAGUGAAACAAAAGCAGCAGGCAGCGGCCAGUGCUGAAACCGAUGCCGAUGCACAAAGUCCAGGAGCGGAGUCGGGACCCUCGGUACCGGCGGCUCCCCUCCUGCAGCUGGAGAAGUGCUGCAGCGGCAACAACAGCGCCACGCUAGCUUGGAGGGUAGCCGUGCCCCAAGGAGCGCCCAUCGAGGGCUACAUUCUGGAGCUGGACGACGGCAACGGUGGACAGUACCGGGAGGUGUACGUGGGCAAAGAGACGGUGUGCACGGUGGACGGGCUCCACUUCAACAGUUUGUACAACACCAGAGUGAAGGCCUACAACGCCGUCGGCGUGGGGCCCUACAGCAAGACGGUGGUGCUCAAGACCUCCGACGUGGCUUGCUUCGCCUUCGACCCGACAUCGGCUCACCGGGACAUCGUGCUGAGCAACGAGAACCAGACGGUGUCAUGUAACAGCUACGACGACCGCGUGGUGCUCGGGACCGCCGCCUUCUCCAAGGGCACCCACUACUGGGAGGUCCGCAUCGAUCGCUACGACAACCACCCGGACCCCGCGUUUGGCAUCGCCCGCAUCAACACGGUCAAGGACAUGAUGUUGGGCAAGGACGAUAAAGCCUGGGCUAUGUAUGUGGACAACAACCGCUCGUGGUUCAUGCACAACAACUCGCACACAAACAGGGCAGAGGGCGGCAUCACGAAGGGCGCCACGGUGGGCAUCCUGCUGGACCUGACCAAGCGCACUCUGACGUUCUUCAUCAACAAGGAACAACACGGACCGACCGCCUUCGAGAACCUGGACGGCGUCUUCGUGCCCGCCGUCAGCCUCAACAGAAACGUCCAGGUGACGCUAGUGACGGGCCUGGAGGUGCCAAGGGUCCUCAAACAGUAAAGGAGGCCUCCACAAGAUCCUCAAAAGGUUUCUCGGAUAAUAGAUUGGCUCCGUCAGCGACAGCUCGACACGAGCAGUUCUCGACGGAAGUCCGCACGCACAAUUAAGCAGACUGCAGGGCUACAUUUUUGUCAUCUCGCGACGAAAGACAAGGAAGACAUUUUAGGGUGACAGCAGCAAAAAGCUUUUGUUAGAGUUCAAACAGCGACUCAGGUUGUCACGGCGAUAAAAUAUUCACGCGCUCGACUGAAGCCGUUUUAGAUUCGCUGCGGAAAAAUGUCUUCACAAGCCGCACGAAGGCAGUUUUGUUUGGCGUCAUAACAAUUUCGUUAGUUCUGGGCAUGACGUGACUUCUACUUUUAAACAUCUCCUUUUCAAAACGUAACAAAGUAACGCAUCAAAUAGCCAACUGGAAGAAAUUACGCGUUUGAGUCCCCCUCAUCAUCAUCGUCAAUGAGAUGUAACAAGGCCGAGCAUCUUUCUCACUCAAACAGCAUCGGUGAUGCGUCUGCAAGGGGGGGGAACCUCAAGACGAAAAGUGAAUAUUUUAUACGCAACAUUGGGAUUUUUCUUUUUUUUGUGGGUCACCUCAUGGUAAUUUAAUCACGCACUCUCUGCAAAGCGUUGCUUUGAAUCAAUGAAAAGUGGCUCCGGAUCACUGUGACAUAAAAAAAAAAAAGAA
This is a messenger RNA of Syngnathus acus (greater pipefish), 2951 nucleotides long. Its product is annotated as tripartite motif-containing protein 67. The coding region runs from base 62 to 2269 and encodes 735 amino acids. Gene Ontology annotation, molecular function: zinc ion binding; protein binding. The record is from RefSeq and is a predicted model, not a curated record. The transcript has 12 exons. NCBI's taxonomy places the organism in Eukaryota, Metazoa, Chordata, Actinopteri, Syngnathiformes, Syngnathidae.